This is a messenger RNA of Pyricularia pennisetigena, 1491 nucleotides long. RefSeq lists its product as uncharacterized. Gene Ontology annotation, molecular function: phosphatidylinositol binding. Lineage: Eukaryota; Fungi; Ascomycota; Sordariomycetes; Magnaporthales; Pyriculariaceae. The coding region runs from base 1 to 1491 and encodes 496 amino acids. Gene Ontology annotation, cellular component: phagophore assembly site. Gene Ontology annotation, biological process: autophagy; cytoplasm to vacuole targeting by the Cvt pathway. The record is from RefSeq and is a predicted model, not a curated record. The transcript has 2 exons.
AUGGGGGGAAUCGACCAAGACAACUUCUCAAACAUUUCAUGGCAAAGUGACCGGCUUGGUGCUGGAAGCUCAGCGGCGCAUCAACAUGGCGGCCAAGAUUCGGAACAGCCCGCCGCCCACACCCAAGCGGAACCCCAGCCUAACUACACCAGCAUGAUCGUUCACGGCAUAGGCUUGGGCGAUGAGGUGCUCGAGUGCAACGUCUCAAGUCCGCUCAAGGAGAACGACGGCACCAAGGAUGCGUUUGUCUCGUAUCUAGUAACUACACAUACAACAUUUGCCGACUUUCAAAAACCCGAUGUGUCGGUGCGUCGACGAUUCACAGACUUUGUGUUUCUGUUCAAGACACUCUCGCGGGAGUACCCGGCAUCUGCCGUCCCUCCGCUGCCCGAUAAACAGCGAAUGGAGUAUGUGCGGGGAGACAGGUUUGGCAACGACUUCACCUCGCGCCGCGCCUUCUCCCUCCGCCGGUUUCUCGCCCGCUGCGCCUUGCACCCUGUGCUCCGCCGCAGCGCCAUCCUGCACACAUUUCUCGAGUCGCCAGACUGGAACGCCACGAUGAGGUCACGAGCCAGUAGGAGCGUCUCGAUGAGUGGCACCUCGAGUGGCGAGUCGGGAAGCGCCCACUACGGCGGUGGUUCAGGCGGUGGUGGCAGCACGGGAGGCGGCAACAGCCUGGCCAACAGUGUUUUUGAUAACUUUGCCGACACCUUCAUCAACGCCUUCACAAAGGUGCACAAGCCGGACCGGCGCUUCAUAGAGGUGCGCGAGAAGAGCGACAAGCUGGAUGAGGACCUGGCCCACGUGGAGAAGGUGGUUGCGCGGGUCAGCCGGCGCGAGACGGACAUGGAAGCCGACCACAAGGACCUUGCAGAGCAGUUCCAGAAGCUGAUCGUGCUGGAGCCAGGCGUCGAGGGCCCCGUGCGCGCAUUCGCCGCGUCAGUCGAGGACACAGCGCAGGGUCUGCGGGGCCUGAGGGAGGCCACGGAGCAGGAUUACCUGGGAAGCCUGCGGGACCUGGCCGCGUACAGCGGGGCGCUCAAGAACCUUCUCAAGGCGAGGGAGCAGAAGCAGCUCGACUUUGAGCAGCUGACCGAGUACCUCAACAAGAGCUCCGCCGAGAGGGAUGUUUUGGCGUCAGGUGGGUACUCGUCUGGGGGCGCGCUGGCGGGCGCUGGAGGGUUCAUCCGCAGCAAGAUCGAAGACGUGCGCGGUGUGGACCAUGAGCAGAGCCGGAGGGAGAGGCUACGGAAGCUCGAGCUGCGGAUCGAGGAGCUGACGGUCGAGGUGGAGAGGGCCAAGAAGACGUCUGAGUUGUUCGACGAGGAAGUCAUCAGAGAGGUGUCUGACUUUGAGCGGAUCAAGCGGAUCGAGCUCAAGAGGCAGUUUGGUAGCCUGGCCCAGUCUCACACUGAUUUUUACGAUGCCACCAUCGACGUGUGGGAGAAAUACGUCAAGGAGAUGGAAAAGGAGGGCGUCGUGGCGGCUUAG